Messenger RNA from Fraxinus pennsylvanica, 492 nucleotides. Lineage: Eukaryota; Viridiplantae; Streptophyta; Magnoliopsida; Lamiales; Oleaceae. The record is from the annotation of a GenBank genome assembly.
AUGUUUUUGCAUAUCUUCUGCUUGCUGUCCCUGGCGGUGGCACCGCAGUCAAUCGCCCAAGGUACGAAAAAUUCCUCUGCUAAGCCUGGCUGUGAAAGCAGAUGUGGAAAUAUAGAAGUUUCAUACCCAUUUGGAAUCGGUAACGGAUCAAAUUGUUCCCUAAACUCGUGGUUUUAUAUACAGUGCGCUUCUGUCAACCCUCCAAAAGCCUACCUUGGUACGACUGGCAUUGAGGAUACCGCUGCAGCUGCUGGGAAGGAUACGAGGGUAACCCAUAUCUCAGUCCAGGAUGCACUGAUAUCGAUGAAUGCCAGUCUUUUCCAUGAAAGAAGGCAGAAGCUGUUUCAGGAUGCCAGGGUCCCAAAACAAAGUGGCUAUAGGGGCGGGUUUGGGCUCUGGAAUGGGAUUACUACUACUAUUAUCAACUUGCUUUUGGUUACACAAGUUUCAGAAGAAGAGAAAGAUCAAAAAGCGCAAAGAAAAAUUCUUUAA